AUGGCUCCCUUAGACCAGAAGAGACCAGACACCUGGUUGUACCCGCAAAGUCACCAAUUCGCCCACCAACACCAACACACAAUCAAGCCUACCAUUCCGGCACCGCCUACGCCUGCUCUAGCUCUCAUGAACCAGGUGGUCAACCGUAAUUAUAUUAGCGAGGCUACUCGGCAGGUUACACGUCUUUCUGAAGCCAUUGGACAAGAUGAAGUUACGCGAGAGAAGCUGUUGCACGCCUUAAACCUUUCCGGAGGAGAAUGGUGUCAAAAUGCCAUACAACAGAAGCUGAACACAUCGGCCUGGGUUUCCGACGUGAGCAAUGAUCACUCGCCUUUUGAGUAUUCAUUGGCUCUGUCUCAAGAGACUGGAGCAUCUGAGCUGCGAUUCUUGAUCGAGGCUCAGCCCGAAGAAAAUAGCAUAGCCGCCCUCCAAGAAAGUACUUCGCGCUUGACCGACAACAUAGCGACAGAGUACGGCCCCACAAAGGUCGCCCUGGACCGCCUGAACCUCGUCCAGGAUCUGUUUCUCCCCUCAGAUGCUGAAGGUAAUCUAGCCUCAUGGCACAGCUUCGCUACCUCGAAUACACUGGAAAAGUGGAAGAUUUACCUAAAUCCACUAGCCUCCGGGAGGGAAAACGCCUUCAACGUGACCCGAGAGGCUCUGGGGCGCUUGGGGUUAGCCAGAUCGUGGAAGUUAUUGGAGAGCAUCAUGACCAGCGACGACUAUCCCAUCUAUUUCUCUCUCGGCUUGUCGCCGAACCCCGAAGACGCCGAAGUCAAGGUAUACGUUGCACACCGUGGUGCGUCUGCAACACAAAUCGCGGAAAAGCAUGUCAAAAUGGACCCCAAUUCCAGCGUCCACGCUAUCGAGUUGUUCUACUCAAUUAUGGCGGGUGGCUCGCUUGGGCCGUACCGUGGAAAACCUGGGCUGUCCUGUUUCCAUUUCAAGAACGAAGACCCAUCUCGGCCCGCGGCCCGUACGGUUCUCUACCCAAUGGACAGCUACGUAGCAAAUGACGCCGAAGCACAAGAGCGCAUCGAAACAUACAUGGAUGCCAUUUCUGCCCCUCAGCUCUACCGAGAGAGGUAUAGAAAUGCCAUCAGCGCCGUGCAGCGCCGGCCAUUGGAGACUGGUCGCGGCAUCCAUAGCUGGGUGAGUAUGAAGGAGAAGCUGAACGGCAAGCGGUCCAACACGUUCUAUCUCUCAGCCGAACUAUAUGGGUGCCUUGCUGAUCACAGUCCAUCGAAUGGGGGCUACUGA
This is a messenger RNA of Penicillium expansum, 1260 nucleotides long. RefSeq names its product Aromatic prenyltransferase, DMATS type. Gene Ontology annotation, biological process: alkaloid metabolic process. Bases 1 to 1260 code for a protein of 419 amino acids. NCBI's taxonomy places the organism in Eukaryota, Fungi, Ascomycota, Eurotiomycetes, Eurotiales, Aspergillaceae. Gene Ontology annotation, molecular function: transferase activity, transferring alkyl or aryl (other than methyl) groups. The transcript has a single exon. The record is from RefSeq and is a predicted model, not a curated record.